This is a messenger RNA of Drosophila mauritiana, 793 nucleotides long. RefSeq lists its product as uncharacterized. The record is from RefSeq and is a predicted model, not a curated record. The transcript has 4 exons. Lineage: Eukaryota; Metazoa; Arthropoda; Insecta; Diptera; Drosophilidae. The coding region runs from base 97 to 612 and encodes 171 amino acids.
UUCUGUGCAGAAGGAGAAGGAACAAGAUUUCUGAGGAGGCGUCGAAGUGAAAGAAUUCAUUGCAAAUCUAGAAGCCGUGCCGGAGAAACCAUUUUCAUGUCACAACGGAACUUCAAGAUGUCGGAUCCGAACAACGAAACCGAUUCCUAUUUUCUCCAGAAUUUCCCGAAUUUGGUGCAGCCUCAGUUACCGCGUGGAUUUAAUCGGGGGAUGGGCAAUCAGUCUACCCAGACUAAGACUUCGCCAUCCAAGACAGCGAAUAAGUCUACCCAGACGGAACCUGUCAAUGAUGGCAACGUGCAAGCUAGCGUGAUCGCAGUGCUGGCAGGAUUGGACUCGAUCUUGGACAUGAAACAGCCUAGCAGAAGUCCUUCGCCCGAAGAGCACCAGCGCCUAAAUGAGAUGUUGACCGGCCACAACUGCGUUUUGCUGCGCGAAGUACUGGAGUCAAGGAAGCGAAGGCUUCCCGUGGAGGACCUAACUGGGCUUCUAACUACAAUACUAGAGCGAAAUCCAGAUGGGAAACCGCUGCCUAAGCGGCAGAAGCCGGAGCGCCAGGAAGAAGCGUCCUCAGAGGAGACAACAGAAGAUUGGGAAACUGAACCAUUCUAACUUGGAAAAGUCGAUGAGUUAUCGACAAAAUGAUUGGACAGUCAACUGAGCAGGUCAGAUUCAACAUUUGCAGGCAACAUGCAAAAGAAAGAAAAACAUUUAAAAAUGCAGAUAGCCUUGAAUUUGUAAGACUUGUAUCGAAACAGCUGUAUACUAAUUGCUUACAAAUAAAAACCGCCAG